GGGCUUCUAACUCAAUGAGGGAAGCUCUGUCACAGGACCUAACUGGCUGCUUAUUCAGUUUCAUACUGCCUCUUCUCCCGACUGCAGAAGAGUACGCGAUAAAAGAACAGACGAGGCUGUUAUUAGAGAAGUUGAUAGAUAGAGUCAGUCCCGGUGCAAGACUAAUAGCUUUUGGUUCUAUGGCAAACGGUUUCGCUUUGAGGAAUUCAGAUAUGGAUCUACAAUGCAUUCUAGACCCGGCGUCUGAACCACUGUCAUCCUCAGAACUAACGACAAUAGUUGGCGAAUUAAUUAGACAUGAAACUAACUUUCACGUCAAACCACUCCCGAAAGCUCGUAUUCCUAUCAUAAAGCUCACCUUGGCACCCACUCCUGCUCUGCCGUAUGGUAUAGCAUGUGAUAUCGGCUUUGGUGGUCAGCUAGCAUUAGAAAAUACUCGCUUACUUCUUGGUUACGCCUCCAUAGACCCUCCUCGUUUGAGAACCCUCGUCCUUUUCAUAAAAGUUUGGAGUAAAAGGCGUAAAAUUAACAGCGCAUACAGGGGAACACUUAGUAGUUACGGAUUCACCCUUCUUGUCAUCUUCUUCUUGGCUCACGUUAAACGACCACCCGUUCUACCAAACUUACAGCGAAUACCUCCAUUACGACCAGUAAGCCCAGAAUCAGCAAGUUAUGAAGGUAGAAAUAUUUACUUCUUCGAUGAUGUUGCUUUACUUCGUCAGGAAUGGUCAUCCGCUAAUACUCAAUCUGUCGGUGAAUUAUUAUGGGAAUUCUUUAGAUUCUACGCAAAAGAUUUUAACUAUACCCACGAUGUUAUCUCUAUUAGAACUGAAGGUGGUAUUCUCUCUAAGGACGCUAAAGGUUGGGUACAAGAUUUAGAAGUCGAUGGUGCCAGUGAAUUCGCUCGUGAUAGGAAUAGACUUUGCAUAGAGGAUCCAUUUGAUACUACCUAUAACGUAGCUAGAACGGUAACAGCUGAUGGUUUAUACACAAUCCGUGGCGAAUUCAUGCGUGCUUCAAGAAUGUUACAAACUGUAGGAAAAACCGAUAUUUUACCUUCACAAGUACUCGUAGAUCUAUGUGAGGAAAGAGAAGAAGCCCUCGUACCUGCUCCUUUCUCCGCUGGAAAUCGCACACCAAGACCUCUCACGAACCCAUCUUUAGGACCGACGCUAGGACCUUCAUUACAUCCUCCACCUAGCUUACAACCACCUCCAAUUGUACAAACGCAUUCUCACAAUACGCAUAUGACUCAAACUGCAUCUCAACAAUCAUAUUCACCUACUCAAUCGCAAUCCUCAAUCUUCCCUUCAAGAAAAGUCAGCGAUCAAAUAUCAUCACCACCAGCUACAUUUAAUAGACGUAGACAAUCAUCAUCACAUGCUCAAGCGUUAUCAAUAGCAUUAAAUGUUGCUCAAAAUGAAAGGAUGAGGAACGCACAUGAAGAGCAUCUGAUGUAUCAACAUCCUCAGUCACAUACUAAACCAUUAGGUAGUGCUUUCUGGGAAGCAGAAAAUUUAGUUUCAGAUGAAUCCACAAGAACCGAACAAAGUAGUAGUAUACCAAGAAGAGCUAGUUCAGGUGCAAAUGUGGGACCAACUUGGUUAUCUAGAUUACAUGAGAGGAAGUAUGCACCAAAACAUCAUCUUAAAGCUACAAUUCCUAAUGUUUCAGGGCCCUACGCUGAUGCAACAACUCAAGCUGAAAUUGGAUGGCCACCAGUACCAAUACCUGCACCAUUGAGGCAUUCUCCGAGAUUAGCCAAUGCUGCUUUACAUUCACGUGCAUCGAGCAGCGCAGCAGCGGUAGCUGCAGCAGCAACAACCGCUAAUAGUGUGAAUGCUUCACCUUCACAAUUGAUCCAAAAACAAAUAGCAGCUAAUAACAGUGAUAUGAAAAUACGAGUGCCGACGUUUGUUACAAAUGGAGCUGGUCAGCAAAUUAGAAUAACACCAUCAACAUUCACUCAACCGUCUGAGUCUGGUACACCUACAAAUUCACCACCUUUGUCGACAACAUCUACAUUGAGUGCGCCAGUAACAUCAACCGCUCAACCUUCUAGAAAUGGAGAAGAGAAAGAGCAAACAGUAGGACUAGGAUUAGGAUUCCCUCCAUUCCCACUAGCACAACGUUAUACAUUCGGUCAGAACACUUUCGUCGCUUCGGAAAGUCUAACUACGUCUGCAUUAACUCUGGCAGCUGAUGUACGUGUACCACCACCAAGGAUGUCAGCAAGACGUUGGCUUAAAUUGCAGAAACAAGCUACUGCCAGGAAUACACAAACGCCUUCAAAAGCAACAACAACAACGGCAACAACUCCAUCAACUACAACGGGUCGUAAAUUACCUACUCGAUCACGUUCAGUACCUUCAACUCCGAGAGUAUCCAACAAAACGUCUAGAAUAUCAAGUAGAGAGUUUGAGAAGUCAGUAGGUGGUGGCCGAACGUAUUCAAGAAUAAUUCCAAACGCAACUUUACCUCUGUUAGAUGAUAAAGCUGGUGAUGCAACCAAUGUCGAUGAGGAUACACCACCGUUUAAACCAAAUUUGACGACUGGAUUAGAAGAAGGUUUUCCCGCAUUGAGUAAUAACAAUUCACAAGGACAAUUCAAGACUUCUUCAAGCCUGAAUAACCUCUACUCAGCGAGUUUACAAGCAUCACGGAAGAAGCAACAACAGCAACAACAGAGUCAUAAAGAAAAACGUAGGUCUGCUAGUGUUGGUAGCGAAACAAGUAAAAAUAAGUCGAAUAAUUCUAAAAAGAAGUCAAACAAAGAUAAACAACAUCAAAGAAAUAAUUCAUCACAAUCAACUAAAUGAGUUUUACUCACAAAAAAAAGGAUUCUUUUUUUAUAUAUAACAAAUUACACGCACGAUAUGGAAGCAUAUGAACAAAGAAAACACAUCAAUCAAACUUCAUCUUAUCAAUAGAAAAUAUAUAUAACACUGCAUUCAUCAUCUCUAUUUCUAUGAUAUGACUCACAAAAGUGGAUAACAACUAAUCUUCUAAUCGCACAGCAGAGCUUUGUAAUAUCUCCCUACAGCACCCAUUUCCUCUGCUCUUCGCAAUUACUUAUUCUCUUUUCUUUUUUU
Molecule: messenger RNA, 3092 nt
Organism: Wallemia mellicola CBS 633.66
Lineage: Eukaryota; Fungi; Basidiomycota; Wallemiomycetes; Wallemiales; Wallemiaceae
Exons: 6
Coding region: 15-2819 (934 amino acids)
Biological process (GO): RNA 3'-end processing
Molecular function (GO): nucleotidyltransferase activity
Source: RefSeq, a predicted model, not a curated record